Dimorphilus gyrociliatus is the source of this 582-nucleotide messenger RNA. The record is from the annotation of a GenBank genome assembly. NCBI's taxonomy places the organism in Eukaryota, Metazoa, Annelida, Polychaeta, Dinophilidae.
AGUUUUCGCUGUUCACUGAUUUUUACUAUCGCUAACUAUUUGUUAUAGCUUCCUCAAAAUAUGUCUAAAAUUCGACGAUAUCUAGAGGAUCUCAGACACGAUAAGGGAAAAACUUGCGAUCUAUCUAACAAGAAGGUUCAAAAGCUAAAUUCAGAUUCGCUGCUAUUACCCCUAAGAAUUUUGUAUUUGGGUGAUAAUAACUUUGAAACAAUCCCUUCUGAUAUAGGGAAAUUAAUCAAUUUGGAAAUACUUGUUUUACGUGAUAAUGAUCUAUUAUCACUUCCGCCCGAAAUUGGCGACUUACAAAGGCUAAACGAAUUACACAUUCAGUGCAACCGACUAACUGUUGUACCACCCGAAAUCGGUGGCUUAGAUUUAGUUGGACCAAAACAGGUAUUUAGAUGUAAACUAAACCCCUGGAUUAAACCAAUCAUGGAACAAAUAUCGAAAGAUUUUACUCACAUAUUUGAUUUCUUAAGAGGAGCAACUUAUAACAGAUUGUAUAGAAAUCAUAUGAGUGCUCCUCAAGAGAUAAUACCAAAGAAGGACAAGUCGAAAAAGACUAGUCUUGCUAAAAAUUAG